Penicillium taxi is the source of this 417-nucleotide messenger RNA. RefSeq lists its product as uncharacterized. The record is from RefSeq and is a predicted model, not a curated record. The coding region runs from base 1 to 417 and encodes 138 amino acids. Lineage: Eukaryota; Fungi; Ascomycota; Eurotiomycetes; Eurotiales; Aspergillaceae. The transcript has a single exon.
AUGAGCAACCGACUUCCACCGUACAAGUUCUCUGCAGUGAAGGACUUAGAGCCAUCGAAGAUGGACGGCUCAGACCAAUAUGAUCCCCUCUUAGAUGACGCGGAUAAGAAGUCUGCAGAGCAAGGUGAAAAGCGAAUUGGCAUCCAGGCUCGAAGCCGCUUUCUCCUCCUUAGUGGCGGCUUGCUUCUCUUGUCAAUUCUCAUAUUUACUAUGGGAGGCAUCAACAUUGCUAUUAUCUCGUCUAUGGCAAACGGUACUACCAAGACGGGUGACGAAAUUAUAGCCGUCCGAAUGGCAUUAACAACAAAUCAUGUACAUCGACCCUCAGAUCAAUCGACUAGGGAUGAAUUCGGCCACUAUGGGAAAUCCAUUACAGAGGCCCGGGCGCUUAGCUGCAUCUUCGAUCCAAUGUCCUAG